AUGUACACCCUGGUCUUCCUCGUCGCAGCCCUCUCGGUUGCCGCAGCGGCGCCAUCCGGCUUGUUGGCACAUGGAGCCGCUCUGGCCGGUCCACUUCUAGGACCCUCUGCACUUAGCGGACCCAUCGUCGGACCAUCCGCCCUGGCUGGACCGGUUGUCGGACCUGCUCGCCUUUCCGGUGCGGUCGACGGCGGUGCUCUGGUGACUGGAGCCGUUGCUGGACCUUCCAUCGUUUCCGGUAGCGUUGCUGGAGGCGUCGCAGCUCCCUGGGGAGCCGCUGCUCCUUGGGGAGCACUUGCUGCCCCCGGUCUCGUGUCGCCAUGGGGCGCCGUGUUAGCCGGUCCAGCGGCAGGUCCAGCUGCCCUUGCUGGCCCUGUGGCUGCGCCAGCUCUUAUCGCCGGACCAUCUGGUAGCAUAACAGCCGGAGCGGUCGGUGUCGGAGGAAUCGUCCGCGCUGGUCCCCACUGGUAAUCGCCCAUCCAUCAACGACAUCUUCGACUGAUCUCCCCCACGAUGCCCGUCAUUUUGAAACCGACCACGCCACGAUCUCCGUCAUAUACCGCUAGUACCUCCUAUCACUGUGUCUUUUAUAUGUAUUCUG
Messenger RNA from Dufourea novaeangliae, 601 nucleotides. RefSeq names its product tetra-peptide repeat homeobox protein 1-like. Lineage: Eukaryota; Metazoa; Arthropoda; Insecta; Hymenoptera; Halictidae. Bases 1 to 471 code for a protein of 156 amino acids. The record is from RefSeq and is a predicted model, not a curated record. The transcript is spliced from 2 exons.